Messenger RNA from Neodiprion fabricii, 7782 nucleotides. RefSeq lists its product as uncharacterized. The record is from RefSeq and is a predicted model, not a curated record. Gene Ontology annotation, molecular function: G protein-coupled receptor activity; peptide binding. The coding region runs from base 1082 to 2587 and encodes 501 amino acids. Lineage: Eukaryota; Metazoa; Arthropoda; Insecta; Hymenoptera; Diprionidae. The transcript is spliced from 11 exons. Gene Ontology annotation, cellular component: membrane. Gene Ontology annotation, biological process: G protein-coupled receptor signaling pathway.
CUGGUCGCCCAGUCCGUGCGUACUGCGUUGCCAUUCCUCAGGCGUCGAGAGUUGAAGCGGUCGAGUUUUAACCAAAAAAAUAAAGCGUGUUCCGCCCAGAGUGCAUCUGAUUUCUCCCCGCCCCGAUACUUGACCGUGGAAAUAGUUCCCUUCAGAUAUAUAUAUAUAUAUAUAUAUAUGUCUAGUUCUCUUCAGAGAUACAUUUAUAUAUAUAUAUAUAUAAGAGCCAUUCAUAAACAUAUUGCCAGAAAUAAAUAGGCACCCUUUAUCCAUUCAACUGUUUCGCUUUAGAUUUAUCGUUGUUAUUAAUUUGUUAUCAUUAUUAUUAUUGUUGCUGUUAAUAUUGUUGCUGCACAACACGCAGUGGUGGGUAAUGAUGAUAUAUGCUACACUCUGAAGGAGAGAGUGAGAAAGCGAAAGAUGUACCUUUACACCUUAGAAGACGCUGAAUCGAGUUGACCUAGCGUGUACAAAAGCGAUCUGCAGCGCGACAACGAACGACACGACCGCAAAUGUAAUCACGAAUACAGUGGCGCAAUUUACGGAAGAGGUUAGACGAAACGAAAGAAAAAAAAAAGAAGAGAAAUGUGAAUACAAAUGAAGAAAAGCGUACGAUACGGCGAACACCUUUACACCGAGAGAGAAUAAUAAAAUGUGUCACAAGUCCGGAGAGUGGCCGGUGUCCGAUGAAUACGAAAUUCGAAGUGUGAGCAUUAAAUGCGAGCAGUGCGUUCACACGAAUACCAGUGUCGCAUUGUCACGAGAAAUAGUGUGAACGUAGCACUCGCCUCUUUGGCUUAUGCUGUAAACUUCACGUUGAUCGUUAAUCACCCACUUUCCGCACUUGUAACGCAGCAUGAUUCAGAGUGUAUAGAAACCGAUACGAUAGAGGAAAAAGAGAGAAACUACAAUUAGAUGAAGCAACGGAUAAGCGUGGAAAUAGGAGAGGAAAUAGUCAAGGAAAUGCCUCAUUGACCAUAUAACGGUUGCCGAUGCGAUGAAAACCAAUUAUGCACCCUCCUGGUGAUCGAUAAGGUAUCGAGGUGGAGGAAUUUGACCUGUUCGAUCAAGGGAAGGAAGAAUGGCUGCCGGGUCAGCUGCUGCUAUGAUUGGGGCAAACUUGAGGUUUGGCAUCGGGGCUCCAUAUAACGUAACCUCAAAUGCCACGAAAGUAUUUCAGUGCCAUCCUGGAGGCAUAACUGAAGCUACAGUUAUAUUUAGUCUUGGGGCCCUCGGAAUGGGCGCCAAUGUCAUUCUGAUGGCUUUAAUAUUAGCCAAACGUCAUCUCCGAAGAUGGUCCCAAGGGCUACUAUUUCAUCAGGCAAUGGUGGACUGCGCAAGGGCAGCCAUUUUAUUGCCUCUUGGGUUGAGCAUACUGAAUUGCCAGCCCGUUAACAAGUGUUCGCUUGUCGAGACCGCAUUUCUAUUACUGGUCACUGUCUCAACGGUGAAUAUGCUUACCACCGUCUUAAACGAUAGUCCCGUAUUUCCAGAAAGUGAGGAAGAAGCCGAUCUCACCGCUCCUCUCCUCAUGGACUCGCCUCAGUGUGUAUUAUUUGGAACGUUCAUGAUAUGGUUUGCCAGCAUAACGAUUAAUCUCGGACCAACGUUUCUAAGCGGAGCCCUAGCCGCAAACACUGAGACCGGACACAACGCCCCAAGCUGUCCCCUGGUUCACGGCCCAUUCCGUCAUUACAUACUAAACGUUUUAUGGAUCGUGAUAAAUGUUAUCUGUGUGCUGCUCACUCUAUUUCAUUUACGGAAAUUGCACCGAGAUUUGACCAAAGCAAACGUGGAAGCGGUUCGCGUGGCUGGAUUAGUUACAACGUUAGUUAGCGUUACUGGAGGGCACGGUGGAUCGAACGGACUGAUCGAUAGUAAUGAUAGAAGAAACUCGCGAAAUGGAACAACACCCAAAAGAGGCGGUGCCAUAGAGGAACAUCGCAGGAUGAGAAAUUAUCUACGAAGAAUGGAACGCGAAGGAGUUCAAAGAGUGAAAAUGUUCCUGAUCAUAACGGCAGCGUACGUUAUUUUUUGGGGACCAUUAUUCUUCGUUACACUCGUGCACCAUCCUGUCAUUGGAAACGCAACGGGAUACGAGGUGACGCUGCACAUCGCUCACGUUCACGCGUUCAUAAACCCGGCAUUAUUCCUGGCGUUACAUCGAGGUUUACGUCAAGGCAUGUCUGACGUGUGUUGCGGAUGCUGCGAGAGCCUGGCUCGGUGGAUAUUGGGAUCAACGGUAAACAGUCCUAUACAAUCCGUGCAACCGCCCAGCUACGAACCACCCCUACGUCUACCCUCACCCCCAGAUCCUCCGCUGGCUCUUUCUGCAGCAAACACCUGCGACCUAACAGACGUCGCUCUUUUGAAACCGCCUUUGCCCCCGGUUACCAAACACUUACUCAUGGAUGACUUGAUCGCGGCACCACCAGACCCCUGGAUCUUACCACCAAGGCCUAAGAGCACAACGAGUCUGUACCAAGAAGAGAUAUCUCGUAGGCCUAGUUUACUGUUGCCACCUCCGCCCGAAUUGGGUGACUUAUCGCCGAUAAGCCCUGCGAGUAGCGACCUACCCAGCGAAUAGAUCCUUCACGCAGAUCUUUUCGUGGAUACACACCACAGAGCAGGGUGAAUCCGUGUGUUUAGGUAACUCGUGCUGUUUUUCGUAAUUCUAUACAGUGGCUUCAUACACCUCAAGUGGUAUACAGAACACAGAAACAUGUUAUAACCGAGCGGACGGAUUCACCCUACGUUAAUUUCCCGAUGGUGAGCAUUCACCAAAAACCCAAUGAGAGUAAAAUGCAUAUUCUUAAAUGGUAAAUAUUUCAAUUACGUAUCAACGCUAAUCCAUUUACUGACAAUUUUAAAUAGUCUGUUAAUUAUUUGGAAUGAAACUUACAAAAUUAUUAUUGUACAUUCCUCAGACAUGUAGGUAAUCCUACUGACCAGCAUGAUUGGAAAUUUGAGGAUUCGAAUUCAUAAUUCAUACAAUUUUAGAGAACAAAAAGGUCGUCAAUUAGUUGCUAAGGUGUCAGUUAUUGGAAAAUAACCAUUCGAUUUUUCGUAAAUUAUUAUUGGCUCGGGGCUUCUGUGUGAAUCUUCUUGCCCACACCGAUUUGAAUUAAACUAUUUUAGAUCACACGGAUUUGUAACUUAGUGAAAACAAUUGUAUUGUUGUAUCGUUAUAAACAGCAUCUUCACGCACAGUAUUGUCUCAGGUAGAUUGUCAGAAUUAGUAAAUUGUGCAUAAAGGCGGCAGAAUAGUUCUUUCUACCUUGACAAUGAGCGUAAGUUUACAAUAUGAGUCAUAAGCGUGCGCAUGCGCGAGGCGAAGACGAAUAUUGCAAAUACGCUAGAUGUAAAGAGACUUUGCCUUUGUAGUUCACUAUACUUUAUGUGACAAAAGUAUGUUUCACAGGUUUCUUCUUAUCGCGGAGUACGAAAAUAAGCACUUUCAGUACUGAGACAUAAAAAUACGUAUGAACCGUAUUUGCGUUACACAAAACAUAUUGAGUACCAGUAUUAUUAACGAGGGAUUGAAUUGAUUAGAAAACAUAUUUGACACUGUCGAUAUCGUUGAUUCAAUUAUACUCGACAUUGCCUUGCACAUGCAAGGUUAUGCGAAACACUAUUUUCAAGGUACGUACAACAACAUCAAACUACACCUACGGUGUGAAAUUAUAUGUGAAUUGAGAUCACAAUACUUAAUUAGAUUUAAAGCAUAAAUAUGAAAACGCCGUGAAUAAUGAGACAGGUGUAGGAUAAUUCUUCGAUAAAGCCCAUGUUGAAUAAUUUUGUGUGUAGAGAGGUCAGAUUUCACCGUAAAUGUCAGAUCAAAUGAAACUUGAAAUACAAUUUUAAGUACGCCAAUGAAAAAUCCAAAGUUUUUAGAAUUGCAACAACAACAACAACAAGAACGACGACGAUGAUGAUGACCAUGAUGACAACAACAACAAUAACAAUAAUAAUUAUGAUGAUGAUAAACCUACUUUAGGUUGAAUAAUAUAACAAGUAGAAACGUGAAAAAUAAUCAUCGAUUUUUCCAUUUUGUCGUGCGGAUUCGAGACGAAUUUCUGACUUGAAAAAAAGAAAAAAAGGGGAAGACAAAUUGAAAUUCGCUCAUGUAUGCAGAUAAAGCAAUACGGGUAUAUGAAUAUGAAGUUAUAUCAGUCAUAGACGUAACUACAAAUUCACUUUUAGAUAUAAAACUAUGAAAAGUAAUAAUCGCCCAACUGUUAGUUCUUUACAAACUGAAUUCUAUAUUUACAAUAUGUUAGCUAUGAAAUUUUUAGAAUCGAACGAAGAGACGUAAAAAAUCAUAUUUUAUUAAGCUUCAAUUUAUAAACUAUACAUAAUUGUAUGCUCGUGUGUUUUAAUGUUCAGUACAAUUUCAAUACUUGCAGCUAAUUGCAAGUCCGUUCUUGUGUUUUAUCAAAUAUUACGUUUGGUGUAGAAUUUUGUCAACCGUUUCGCAUAAUUGGAUAAAGUAAAGAUUAGAAUAUAUGUUCAGUUGAAAAAUAUCCAACAGAUUUUCCGUAACAAAAUGUGCUAUAAAAACGUGAUGGUUAUUAUUCUGUCCAUUUUGCUAUAAUACGCCACCUUUAAAGGACACAAGAUCCGUAUACAAGUGUUUUAUGUUGGUUCAGGUAUGUUUGAAAAAUAUGAUUCUAAAAACUGGUUCCUCUCCCCAUCCCCCUCCCGUUAUCUCAUCAUUUCUACAACUUUUUUACCUUCAAUUCAACAAAAAAUAAUGUUCGUUCUAUCAAGAUGUGCAUCAUUCAUAAACGCAGAUUUUCAUGACACAAGUACAAGUUUGUAUGAGCUUUAUUCGAAAUAGGAAAAAAUUAAGUAAUGAACUUAACAAUAAAUUACAUUUAUUGCAUAUAAUAUCAAAUUAUGCACUAGAUUACGUGUUAUUUGUUUCAAUUAAAAGUCAUCUCGUUAUAAUGUAUACUUGAAUCAGAGACUGUGAAGAGAAUGAUAUAGUCAAUCCGUACUUAUUUAAACUAUUAUCAUAGCAUUACUGAUGCGAAAAUAUUGCAUUCAACGCAAUUUCACACGCAAUCUCGAAUACAACUGUCGAGAAAAAAGUUUUAUGUUACGCAACGGUAAUGUCAACGAAUGUAUUUCUGCAAUUGAAUUACUACUUAUUGCAGGAAUACAUUUCCUAGCAUUAUUUUUGCAUGGAAAGAAAAAGCUUUUGGGCAGUUCGUUCGGCAUUGCACGUAGAAUCGCGUCGAGUACAGUAUUGAUACAACAGUGCUGCGUAGGCUUCCAUAAUAGUAAACAAGUGAAAUUUCACACGGUCUGUAAAGACUGACUAUAGCAUUCUGUCAAGAUAAAAAAUUAAUAAUAUCUGUUGAGUAACAUGAUUUCCCGACGAUAAUAGGUAUAGAAUUAAGAAUGUACGAUUGAAUUAUCAACGCUUUAAUAUCGUAUAUUAUAAGGGGCCAGUCAUACAUGACAUCACGCCAAAGGGGAGAGCCUAAUAAGAGUAAAGUCAACUUUUCCAGAAGGGAAAGACACAAUCUGACAAAUUGGGAAGCAAGAGAGUUCAGAAUCCUGUAGGUAAACGUGACAUCGUUGUGGGCGGCUUCGAAAGUCUACGAUUACUCACAAUUAGAAUAUGCCCAUGGAUAGCAAUGCAUUUUUGUAAUUUUUACCUCAAAGUGCACAUUCUAAAUGUACCCAGUAUCUGUGAUUGCUUCUUGAUAUUUUGACUAUUCAUCACAGUAGGUAUACGUCUGAUAAACUCGAGUUGCGAGUACUUGGUUCCGUAACAAUUGGCGUCAUGUAAUUGAAGGGACUAAUUCCCAACUUGCUUAUAAAGAUAAAUAAAUAUUUGGGGAAACGUUAGGUUCAUUCAAUUUUUCCUCAAUUAUAGCAUUCAAUAUUCGCGAGGGGUAACCAGUCAUGAAAUAGUAUGAAAUUUAUGUGAAAUACCUAGCGUGAAACUGUAUGAAAUGGUUACGAAAUACGUAAGUUGGGUCGCGAAUAUAUUGAGUGGUUACCCCUUCGGCUGUUAGUUUUGAACCGAAAAUAUCGCAACAUGAUAUGAUGAUGUGAUAUAGAAGUAUUCAAGUGAUAGAAAAUUAAUUUGAAUUUUAUUUCGAAAUAAAAUAGGGAGGGUUGCUAAAGUUCAGAAGAACAGAAAAUUUUACACAUUUUAAUCAACUAAGAAUCUCUCAACAAUAACAAUUAACAAAAAGUAUCCGAAAUGUGCGCGUAUCUAGGUAUAUUUUAUGUAUUGUAUGUAAUUCUGUAUGUGCGCGCGUUCUUGACACACAAAUAGCUCGUCACCUGCGGCCGUGAUGAAAAUCAAUGCACCCACAAAUCAAAAUGACGUAUAUAUAUAUAUAUAUAUUGUAUAAUAGCACACGUUUGAAAUCUUUACUUGUGUAUGUAGGUGCAAUCCAAGUGGUGAAAAUUUACUUCUAGUGAGAACCAAUUAGUUAGGGAUGACCUUGCAAAAUUCUGAGAUACACGAUCGAUCGGGAUGCUUCGUAGAAAGUAGUCCACGUAAGGUAUACAUAUAAUAUAGCUAUGCACCCAAGAUAACCAAAAUGUAGACAUUCAAAGGAAGAGAGAAAUCAUUGUUGAAAUUCGUCGGAGGAAAAAGUACGAAGUUGAACAAGAGAUAUAGCCAAAAAGCUUGCCUUUUUGCGCGAGGCUGGACCACGCACAGUCCUGUGACGAGCGCUUGCGUACUUUGUUUUCCAUCCUUAUUUCACCAUAAUCGGUUCAGCGGUUCGUCUGGAGUCACGCCUAAUAAAAACUCGUAUACAACCCACACGAUUAAAAACUGUGGAAAAAUUGCCUCACAUUUGUAAUUCCAGAUUUAAUUCUAAAUUUGGCACACUCCUUCUAGUGGCUGUAACUUCAAAAAUAAUAAAAAUAAUUGAACAUAGAGGCAUCGGAAAAUGCAUGAAAUACUCUUCAAACAAAUGUGAUAUAAUCUUGUUUUCAACCAUUUAGCUGUAUUGGUUAAAUUCUUCGACCUUACUUCUUGCCGUCGACCGCUAAUUCUUAAAUUCUAAAAAGAAUAUGCUUGUAUUCGUUUACUGAUUUAUAAAAUGGACCCGGGACUGGAUCUUUUUGAAAAAUUUCAUCUUUCUGCGCGUAAAUGGAUGUACGCACCAAGGUAUAAUAGCGUUUUUUCUUGAAUUAUCGUUCUGAAAAUAUUGAACAUUAUCCUUCAUACUUUACUUGAUUUUAUUGACGUGACGUUAGCAAAGAGAAAAUUCGAAACCGGCCACCUCCAAUGGCUUCUUUACAUUGGAAAUUAUUUGGAAACGUAGUUCAUUUUUCCUACCCUCGAUAUUGCAUUAUCAUAGUGCUUCGAUGUCUCAUUUAUGACUCAUUACUUCGAGAAUAGUUGAAAACACCUAACCCAUGCACAUUAUUGCACUUAAAAUUCGUGACAGAAGACAACAGUAACGUACACCCACAAAAAAAAAACAAUUUCAAUCUUUUCCAUGUAAAAAUGUAUUCAACGAAUUCUGCGGUGAAAAAGUAACGUUUUACCGGGUAGCGACUAAAUCUCCAUCACGAAAUUCCAGAUAAAUUGGUUACAGCAAAUUUAAAAAAAUAUACGUAUUUUCCGUAUCUUUUUUUUUUUUUUUUAUGAAAGUACGAACUGUCACUUGGGUCACACUGUCACAUCUGGCCAAUGCGCACAAUCGUUUGUAAGGUAAUAUUUAAGAAUAUUCAAAGUUUGAAGAGAACCUUUCGGUGAUAGUGAAAAAAUUUGUAUUCGAUCUAAUUUAUCUAAAGCUUAAA